AUGAUGAGAAGAUAUCCCAUACCUCCUGGGAUCUUGAAUUUAAACACGCCUCCUCUGCCAUCGUCCCAUAAUGGACAACCUCGACGGCUGCUCACUCCAGAGCCACCGCAGUCUGUCACACUCGCAACUGUCAAGGCAAACGGCGCAUUUUUUCAACGACUUCCAACUGAAAUUCGCAUGCGAAUCUUGCGCUUUGCAUUCGGUGACCGCACAGUUCAUCACCCGAAAAAGGACUGGAGAUGGCAAAGCUCCGUCUGCCAUCGACUUCCGCCGCCUGGUAUCAUAGACUCGCGCGGACCAGGGUACGAUCCUCAGCCAUGUGACGAUGAGUGUGUCUAUGGAUGGAACGGUCGAAACGGGUUUCACCCACAAUGCGAGCACUGGCCUGGAGAAGGGCCCAAGAAGUGCUCCGUUGGCGCCAUGGGAUGGCUCCUCUCCUGCAAGCAAGCCAAAGCGAUGGUUCUGAACAUACAUGACUUCUUCCAACAACAGCGACUCGAUGCCAUCACAUCUGUCGAAAUCAUUUGGGAUUUCACACCAUGGAUCUUGCCAGACAUCAGUGAAGAAUUUAGGGCCGCCCCUCCUUUGAGCGAUAUCGAGACUUUCAGGCAGUUUCUCAAGGCCAUUCCCAGGCUUUUCCUUAACAUCAAGAAACUUCAUAUUUCCCUACAGGGAGAUAUGAUACCUAAAUCGUAUGGACAAAACAGCGAGCAUCAAUACUCGACAAAGGAGCGAAUCGAACUUGUUCGGUGCAAUAUCACCUGGAAAGUCGAUGAAAUGGUGCCUUACCUCAAACCACAUGUCGACUUCUCGAUCGCCUAUCCCACAAGCACGUAUGCUGUGGAACGACACUGGAGGCCAUUGGCAAAAUGCCAACCUCGGACUGGCUACUGGGUUUGCUUGGGUGAUAAGGAUGUAAGAAGACAGAGGGCGAGGGGUGUUAUUGGGCAUCAACAUAUGCCAGCGCGUGUUUCGGAAAAGCAGUAUGAUGUUUUCUUUCGAUCUUGA
Molecule: messenger RNA, 1008 nt
Organism: Fusarium redolens
Lineage: Eukaryota; Fungi; Ascomycota; Sordariomycetes; Hypocreales; Nectriaceae
Exons: 4
Coding region: 1-1008 (335 amino acids)
Source: RefSeq, a predicted model, not a curated record